UUUACCAGCAGAUGAAAAGAUCGUCAUUUGGAGUGGGUAGCACUCAAGGUCAGAGUCAGCAAAUCCUCCUCUAAAAAUAGACUCUAGUUGCAAAGUUAGUAAGGUUUCUUUUGUCGUUCUGCUGCACUUCACAGGACCCAGUUACCUUGUAGCACCCACCUAAGCUUACAGCUUCCUGUGAAUCCUGAGAGCGCUACUCCAUGGACAAGAUGUCAUCAGGAAGCUGGAAUGCUGGGAUGAAAAAUGCAUAUACAGCAGUCAAAGUAGAUCCUGAUGAGGACUAUUGUACCCCAGGGGCAUUUGAACUGGAGAGGCUCUUGUGGAAGGGAUGCCCAAAGUACACACACGUCAAUGAAGUCUGGCCCAACCUCUACAUAGGAGACGAGAAAACUGCACUGGAUCGCUACAGCCUGGAGAAGGAGGGAUUCACCCACAUCCUCAACGCGGCCCACGGGCAGCGCAACGUGGACACAGGACCAGAAUAUUACAACAGCCUGAGUGUGGAGUACCAUGGGGUGGAAGCAGAUGAUCUCCCCACUUUCAACCUCAGCCAGUUCUUUUAUUCGGCUUCCAAAUUCAUUGAUAAUGCACUUCAGGAUGAAAGAAGCAAGGUGCUGGUUCACUGUGCUAUGGGCCGCAGCCGCUCAGCCACGCUGGUCUUGGCUUACCUGAUGAUUUACAAGAACAUGACAGUGGUGGAUGCCAUCGAGCAAGUGUCGAGGCACCGCUGCAUCCUGCCAAACCGGGGCUUCCUGAAGCAGCUGAGAGAACUGGACAUAGAGCUGGCACUGCAGAGGAGGAACAGCAAGAACAGCCUAGCACCUGCUGAGCAGCAGAACAGCACCACCAUCUAGCAUUGUCCUGGCACAGCUGUGCUGCUGGAAAAGAAACUCCAUAAAAGGAGGGGAGGGGAAGGUGUAGUUAAUUACACAGUCACAAGGAGCAUUUGCUAUUUGCUAGGAAAAAACCACAAAGUCAUUUCAAAUACAAUGUCAAGAUGAGAAAGAAGGGAAACCAAAUUUAAAACUCAUGAUCUUCGAAAGUUCCAGCCUUAGCAGAAUUCUUUGUUACAGCAACAAAUAAGUAUUUCUCCCUGCAAAAAAACCCCAAACAUUUACAACACAAAAGCAAGCACAACUUAACGCUCUCUUUUAGCUGAGUAGCCCCAAAAUCCUGAUCCUAACUCAAGCCCACAGCUUUUAAAGGAGUGCAGAUAAGCAGUCCUGAAGGAAUCUUGCAGAAAAACACUGACUUGUUUAGUCCAGAGUCCUGAAGGGUUUGCCUUUUUGUGCUGUUUCCUGGAAGUUUUUCCACAGUGAUAGUCCAGGGCAGCACAGCAGUUAGAGAGCCUCUACACGAGGCUCAACUACAUCAUGAGAACUAGAAACAAAGCAACACCCUUGAGAAGGUCAGAUGCAUGAGCAGUUACAAUGGACAACAAUUCAAGGAGAUACAUACAUGUGGCAUUUUAGGACUUGCAGUUUUAAAUUGCUUAACUUGUCUUAAAUCCUUCAGCUGCAAGAAUCAUUUCCUUCACAUUGUUAUGAAGUUCAACGCUGAACUUGUAGAGGUCCAACAGCUCCCCAAAUAAUAAUGGAUUAUAACCAGUUCUAAUGAGAUUUUAUGAAGGGAAAGAGAUACCAAUGAAGCCUUUAAAAAAAUUCCUCUCAGUGACCUAACAGCAUAAGAAAGCUGCUGCAGUGCUUCCAGACACUGUUCAGAUCUAUCAAUAUCAAAUAUUUCCUCCUAUCUCAGCUUUAGCCUCCUUAAUAGGUUGUUGUGCUCCCACAUAGUUACAUUUGUUAAUAAUUGCAUCUGGUGACAGAAGUGCUGCUAGUACACUAAUGGGGACACCAGACCAAUUCUGUGCCUUAACUUAUUCCAUUAGCCCUGUUUGAUAUAAAAUAUCAAAUACUUUAUUUUGAAGCAAUGAGACUUUUGCCAGCAUUUGAUACUCUUAAAAUGUACUUCACAAGCCACACUUACCUUUGCUGCAUCUGCAAAAGGUGAGGUCCUCACCCUCCCUACCAGAAUUUUACCUAAUUUAAUGUAUCAGGAGGUAUUUGCUCAGUGCUGAGAGGAAUGACCUGGCCAUCAAGCACACAGGAGAGUUUUCUUGGUCUUUACCAGCUGACAAAAGACUUUGCAACUUUGCUACAGUAUGAACUGUGUAAGUCUGGAUACUUGAAAACAAAAAUACAGGGCAGAAAUGUGCCAUUGAGAACUGCAAGAAUGUGCUACUAACCAGAGGUGAGCACAACUUUAUAUAUUUUUUGUAGAUGUUAAAAGAGCUCCACAGGCUUGGCACCCUCUGGUGUGAAGGCUUUUCUAUUCCUUUACUUCCUUUUGGGGCACAAAACCCAGUAAAUCAUUCAUCUCCAAACAAUAACUGUAGCCAAGGCUGCAGAUAACCAUAAUGCGGUGCUUUUGAUUUAUCAUUUGGAUUUAUCUGCAUAAAAAACACCUUAUCUUUAAAUUCUUACAAAGACAGAUCACAUUUAACAUAACUAAACUACUACCAAAAACCAAAUUAGGUAUCACAAUGUGAAAAAUAUUCAUGAUAGAGAUACACAAACUCUGGGACUUUGAGCAAAUUAAGUAUCGCUAUACCUGUAUUAGGAGGGAAAAAAUCCCACUGGAAAAAAACCACAGAAACAAUAGGGAACUAAAAGGAAGAAAUUUGACAUUUCAAAAAUAAAUAAGCACUCACAGUGUGGGUUGGAUGGAGUCCCUCAACUCUAUCUGUCUACUUCCAUAGACCUUCAAAUGCACCUUUCCACACCACCCUACUGUCUGCUGCAGUUUAAUUCACAGCCCAGACACACAACAGCUCUCCCAGCCUUGUCUUGGACAAACCUGCCUUGCAUGGCCCUGCUUUCCUUUACACUGGCAGUGAAAGCUGAAUGUUUCUUAGCAUGUGCUUUACAGACAGGAAUUCUGUAUCAAAUGAUAAACUAAAAGAUAACAAAUAUCUGUAAGGAUUUUAUUUGUCAAGCUACAGGUUGUCUUAUUUCUUGUACCCUGCAUGAGAGCUUGAUGACUGCUGUAACUGAAAGAGGAUUUGUCAUUGAUUUACAUGUAUAAUUGAUCACCCUCAGUACUACAGAAAAUUGCCAGGGCAAUUCUUUCUAUUUACCAUGCUGAUAUAAAUGGAGUUUGUUUCCAUCAACCACCCUGCCAGAUGGACAAACUAAACAGCUUAUAAAACUGAGAGACAUAGACAAUGAUCUAACAUGGAAGAUUAGUGCCUUUAGCAGUCCUUCAUUUCUGCUUAUACCAGAAUUCUUACCAUGUUAGUAAAAAAUGGGUUACAUUCUGCCCACUGCUAGGGGAUCAGGCAGCCUGAGUGCAACACCACUUACCUCUCCUGUCAUUGCUAAAGGGCUGAGUGCAGCUUCCAGGAGCUUCAUUUGGCAGCUUCCAGGUGAACUAUGUCCUGCUCCACAGGCAAGUAUCUUUCCUAGAACCAGGUCUUGCCUGAAGGACUCUGCUGGCACAGCUGUGCCAGUUAAGCAGUUCUGAAGUAAAUACACUUUUCAUUUACUUCCCAGCUUUUUUCCCCUAAUUCUCCCAGAAUUAAUGAGACUAAAUCAGAAAAGCAGAAGUACUGGCACGUGUGACUUCCACAGAGUGAAGCAGCUCUUGCAAGCUGCUAAUCAGCUGAUUCACAAGUGUCAGCAGCACCAACUCCAGCUACAAGAAAAGUCUGCAGGAAACACACACUGAACAAGGCAAGUUGAUUUCCUUCUUGCCAACCACCAGUGGCAUGGAGCAUUCUCUAAGAGUGCGUGGUCAAGGAAGCCUCCUGCCUUUCACAAGAAUCAUCUACUCCAAUUCUGUGAAGAAUUUUUUGAAGACAGUAAAAGCAAGAGCUCAUUCCCUUCUGGGAUGGUGUUGAGCACACAGACAAAACUGACACUGCAAGGUGCAUACAAUACAGAGAAUAAGUACGUCUGUCAAGGAAAAGACAACCUUCUUAUUUAUCAAAAAUUUUAGUGCCAUAACGCAAUUCACAGCUAAGAGCUGUUAUGAGAAAAGAUGUAGGAUAGUCUGUUGUCCUCCCAAAAGGAAUUCAAUUCUGAAAUAACAAAAUUAUACUGGAAACUUGCCUGUUGUGCACACACUCUGCAUCAUUUCCCAACCAACUUUUAACCCAUAUAUUGUAAAUACAGAAUUCUAGCAAUAUGUUGGAGUUAGGAUACUCUGUUUCAGGUUAAUAAAUAUUUGAAAUGGUAAGAAGGUUUGAUUUGCCUGGAUGUUACAGGCUUCAAAACUUGAAACUCAACAGCAGCAGGUAAAGACCCAGGUGCCUUUUUCACUUACUGUAAAAACACACAAAUGAAAAACUACAAAACAUAAUGCUACUUUGAGAUGCAAUUAUUUAACACAGAUAGGGUGGCAGCUAAACAUAUCUGAAGGCUGCACAUAACUGUGUUGAUUUCCACUUUCCUUUUCCUAAACAUGAAAAAGGUGAGUUACUUUGUGAAGAUGAAAGUCAAGAUUAAGCUCUCUGCCUUUAAUCAACAAAACUGAUGAUGUAAGGGCAUGAACCAAGAUCUUUGUUGUAUUGUGCUUUCCUUAUCAGGUGUUCUGAACUCCUAAAACACAAGUUAUUCCAGAUUACCAUUUGACCAGCAAUUUUAGCUCUCAUUCAGAAUCACCAUUUUAGACUGCUGCUCCACUGUAUAAAAACUGAACUGGUCGUGCUCAUGAAUCUGUAGUAUCAGUUUCUUGAUUUGGCACCACCACACAGUAAUGGUUUUAAUUAGAGAAAUAAAAAUUUCAUUGACUUAUAGAUAUAUUAAAUAUUACCUUUAAAUCUGUUUCAUAUACUGGAAUAGGGACAGUUUUUAGUCCCUGGAUGGCCACUUCUUUCAGCUUAGCUAGCAACCUUACUCCAGUGACAGUGGCAACAUCCACAUUAGAAGCAUUCUGAAAAAUUAUUACAAGGACUUUGGUGUAGGUUCACAUAUCCCACAUUUGAAUUUAUCCACUCACAAGAUCCACAUAUAGAUAGCCUUCUUGUCUUUAGCAGACCUUCUACUGCUAGAUGAGAAAUGCUUAUCUCUGUGAAUGUUUGUGUGAGUCCAAAUACAUGCAUAUAUACAGAACCCAUAGAUCCAACGCAGAAUUUGCAUCAUCUUGUCACCCAGUAAUGAUGACAAAGGAAGAGAUUGCAAUUCUAUCAUUAAAAUACAGUUCAAACACCAUGUCUGUUACUAUCAUAUAUCCUUUUAUAUAUAUAUAUAUAGAGUCACACUUUCUGUAGGAAAGAAGUUUCAUACAUGAAAUAUUGACAACCUUGUAAGGUAUUAAAUACAUAUUUAUUCAAUAUUUUAUUAAGAUUAUUAAAAAAAAUAAUCUUAGGUAUUCUUUAUUUUCACAAGGU
Molecule: messenger RNA, 5389 nt
Organism: Poecile atricapillus (Black-capped chickadee)
Lineage: Eukaryota; Metazoa; Chordata; Aves; Passeriformes; Paridae
Gene: DUSP29
Product: dual specificity phosphatase 29
Exons: 4
Coding region: 201-854 (217 amino acids)
Biological process (GO): negative regulation of MAPK cascade; protein dephosphorylation
Cellular component (GO): cytoplasm
Molecular function (GO): MAP kinase phosphatase activity; protein tyrosine/serine/threonine phosphatase activity
Source: RefSeq, a predicted model, not a curated record